AUGGAAUCAUGCAUGGUCUCGACCACAGAUGGAGUGUGUCUCCAAGGAAGAAUUUUCAAGCCACCCCAAGAAGCGACCAAAAACGGCAGCUCAGGCACUGCAAUAGUGCUGGUGCAUCCGUACUCGAAGCUGGGUGGAUGCCAAGGACUCAUGCAGGGAAUGGCAUUGAGAUUAGCCAUCAAAGGCUUCCUUGCCAUAACCUUUGAUAUGAGAGGUGUUGGAAGAUCUACAGGCAGGUGUUCGCUCACUGGCUUGCCUGAAAUCCAAGAUGUUAUUGCUGUUUGCAGAUGGGUCUCACAGAACUUGCCUGCUAAAAAGAUUUUGUUGGUGGGUUCCUCUGCAGGAGCUCCCAUUGCUGGUUCUGUCGUUGAUCAGGUGGAGGAAGUGAUUGGGUAUGUGAGUAUUGGUUACCCAUUUGGAUUGGCAGCCUCUGUUUUGUUCGGGAGACACUAUAAAGCAAUUUUACGAUCAAGAAAACCAAAAUUAUUCAUAAUGGGCACAAAGGAUGAGUUUACAAGUUUACAACAGUUGGAGAAGAAGCUGAUGUCUGCUUGUGGCCGUGUUCAAGCCCAUCUUAUCGUAGGAGUCGGCCACUUUGAAGUCGAGGGUCCUGCUUAUGAAGCUCGGAUGGUAGACCUAAUUGUGGGCUUUGUUGCACCAUUGAAGCAAUGA
Manihot esculenta (cassava) is the source of this 672-nucleotide messenger RNA. RefSeq lists its product as uncharacterized. Gene Ontology annotation, molecular function: hydrolase activity. The record is from RefSeq and is a predicted model, not a curated record. Bases 1 to 672 code for a protein of 223 amino acids. The transcript is spliced from 2 exons. Lineage: Eukaryota; Viridiplantae; Streptophyta; Magnoliopsida; Malpighiales; Euphorbiaceae.